This is a messenger RNA of Nymphaea colorata (pocket water lily), 1961 nucleotides long. RefSeq lists its product as uncharacterized. Lineage: Eukaryota; Viridiplantae; Streptophyta; Magnoliopsida; Nymphaeales; Nymphaeaceae. The record is from RefSeq and is a predicted model, not a curated record. Bases 589 to 1503 code for a protein of 304 amino acids. Gene Ontology annotation, cellular component: nucleus; tRNA (m1A) methyltransferase complex. The transcript has 4 exons. Gene Ontology annotation, biological process: tRNA methylation.
GGGAGCACUAGUUCAUUCCUAAUUAAAUCCAAAUGUGACUCACAUCUCUGAAGCCCUAACACGGAAAAUGAAGUUCUUGAAAACCAAAACAUCGUAUUAACAUCAGAUCCAAAAUUUACAGGAGAACAAGAUUAUCCUGUCAUUUGGAUUCAAUAGGACACCGAAUCGAACAUAAAAUUGCCUUAUUGCUCAAUGCAACUUGUUUAUGUUACCCAACCUAUUUGAAUUCGGCUCUGCAAUCGGAUCAUGACAUCCCCAGUUUCAAUACCCCAAAGUCUCUCGAGCUUCGUCGCAAUUCUCUAUUAGACGUGGGGCUUUUGCUAAUUAGCCUCGGGAAACGAAAACCCUGCGAACGGAAAGUAGCUUGCGAAGGCGAGAGAGGAAGAAGAAGGGGGCUUUACGGCGAAGGGAAUGGCGGGCUCGUGGCAAGAGUUUCUUCCGUUCCGACCGAGAAUAUCUCGACCGCCUUGUGAGAUUAUUGUAGUCCGCCGGGAACGGAGCAUUUCGUGAUUACUCAGGUGUACAUACUUGGAAGAAGAAGGACCCUCAACACCAAAUCAUUAUUUAAAUAUCCUUUUCGUGUUCCUAAUGGAUCCUGCAUGUAAGAAUUCGUUUCAUCGGCGAAUUUGUGAUGGUGACCUCGUUAUUGUGUAUGAGAGGUAUGAUACCAUGAAGGCAAUCAAAGUGCAAAAUGGCUCGGAAUUCCAAAACAGAUUUGGUGUCUUCCAACAUUCUGACUGGAUUGGAAGGCCUUUUGGGUCCAAGGUACUGAGCAAGAAGGGUGGAUUUGUGUAUUUAUUAGCUCCUACUCCGGAGCUCUGGACUUUAGUCUUAAGCCACAGGACUCAGAUUUUAUAUAUUGCAGAUAUCAGCUUUGUGAUAUCAUACUUGGAAAUUGUUCCAGGUUGUCUGGUUCUGGAGUCUGGAACUGGUAGUGGGUCACUCACGACUUCCCUUGCAAGGGCAGUCGCUCCAUCUGGCCAUGUCUAUACAUUUGAUUUUCAUGAACUUCGAGCUUCCUCUGCAAGAGAGGAUUUUGAGAAGACCAAAUCAAGUAACCUAAUCACUGUGGAUGUCCGCGAUAUUCAAGGCGAAGGAUUUCCAGAGAAGUUUUAUAAGAUGGCAGAUGCUGUGUUUCUUGACCUUCCACAACCUUGGCUGGCCAUACCGUCUGCUGGCAAAACGUUGAAAUGUGAUGGAACCAUAUGCUCCUUCUCACCUUGCAUUGAGCAAGUUCAACGAGCAUGCGAGACACUGAGGUCAUGUGAAUUCACUGAUAUUCGAACAUUUGAGAUACUCCUGCGGACCUAUGAAGUCAAGGAAAUCAAGAUGGAGGGCUAUUCUAAUGAUAAAGGAACAGCCAGUGCCCUUCCUUGCAAGAGGCAGUGUUCUGAUGGUGGUAGCAUAAGCGAGAGAACGAGUAGAAUUACAGUGCGGCCAUCUAGCGAAUCUCGAGGUCACACUGGAUAUCUGACGUUUGCAAGGCUAAGCGUCACCAGCUAAUCUCUCUCUCUCUCUCACUUACACAUUCAUUUUGUGAAGAGAAGUCUCUUCCUGCAUCCUCUGUUACUGCUCUGCCUUGCUGCGAAACCAGAUCUGGGAAAAGCUGUUAUUACAUGUUCAAUCAUUUUUGUAGCAACGCAUCCAUUCUCACUUACUGUGCGCUGCUGUAAUGAAUCUCCUGAAACUCUAACCUCCCACUUUUUUGACAAUUAUGAGAUAAACGAGUAUUUUAGGUGUAUCAUUUUAGAUGUGUCAGACUUGCCGACCUGAAAAAGAGGUGUAUGUGUACCAUGUCUUGUCUAUUUGUCCUUUCAUUCAGAACCCCACUAGGAUCCCUCCCUUGCCAACCAGAAAAAGCCUCUCCAUUGCUUUAAUCUUGUGGUAAACGGAUGUACACACUAAAUAUUGAGAUGCUAGGCGUCAAAAAGGAAGAUCCAUGAUGGUGGUGAUGAUGAUGA